This is a messenger RNA of Nannizzia gypsea CBS 118893, 1884 nucleotides long. Its product is annotated as Poly(A) RNA polymerase cid14. NCBI's taxonomy places the organism in Eukaryota, Fungi, Ascomycota, Eurotiomycetes, Onygenales, Arthrodermataceae. The coding region runs from base 1 to 1884 and encodes 627 amino acids. Gene Ontology annotation, molecular function: mRNA binding; poly(A) RNA polymerase activity. Gene Ontology annotation, cellular component: TRAMP complex; nucleolus. The transcript is spliced from 3 exons. The record is from RefSeq and is a predicted model, not a curated record. Gene Ontology annotation, biological process: RNA 3'-end processing.
AUGCCACAGCCAUACGUCUUCCGGGGGAACGAUGGCGAAGGAGGCCGCCGUGAGGGACGCGGUGGCCGUGAUCGAGACCACCGGCGCGACGGCCGUCGUCGCGGUGGACGACCUCACCACGAAUUCACAUUCCGUGCGACACCCUCAUCGCGGCCGCUGCUUAUGGUAAAAAGAGAGGCGACGCCGGAUUUCAUGGGCGGACCGGACAGCGAGGUGCCUGCGAAGAAGUUCAUGGCCCCCGAAGACCUGACGGACAGCGACGAAGCGGAGAUGGACGUGUCUUCGGCAGACGAACAGGACAACGACGGCAGCGCGCAGCCACCACGGAAGAAACGAGCCAUUGAACGCGACCCCGAAGUUGCUGCGCCGCCUGCACCGAAGUGGUCCAACCCGGAUCCUUACACUGUGCUGCCGCCAGAAGAAGAGAGACAAGGGAAAAGGCGAGACUUUGUCAAGCUGAUCCGCAAAGCCAGAAUCACCCCUGCUGUCACAUCGACGCAACAGGUUAACAGCAACCCUGCAGUGACGAAUGAUGACUUUAUCUCUCUAGGUGUGGAAGAGCCGGAUAAUAUGCCCCCUGAAGGCGCCCCCAGUGGUCCCAGAGCUACCGAGCUGGAGCGAAGUGAUUCUGCGCUUAGGAACCGAAAGAGGAACCGAGAUGAUGAGAUCACAGGACCCGCUGUUAAACGUGGGAAGAAGGGGCCUAAAUUCUUUAACUUGGAUGCGUCAACCCUGGAUAUUUGGAAACCACUGACUGGUCAGGAUCCAACCCCUUGGUUCGACCGGGCAGGCUCAGCUUUCCAUAUAGGGACUAUGCUUCACAAGGAGAUACUGGACUUCUACCACUGGGUAAAACCUACAGAGUACGAAGACAUUGUCAGACGAGAUCUUAUAUCCAGACUUCAGGCAUGCUUUGGCCAAAGGUUCUAUGGUGCAAAACUAUACGCCUUUGGAUCAUUUGCAUCAGGCCUGUAUCUCCCUACAGCAGAUAUGGAUCUUGUGCUGCUCUCUCGCCAGUUCAUGUCCUCAAACAGGAAAUAUAUCUGCCAGAAAGUUCGGGACAUAUACAGCUUUGCUGAAUAUAUCCGCGGACUUGGAAUUGCAGCUCCGGGAUCAAUUGAGACUAUUGCUCAUGCGCGUGUUCCCAUCAUCAAGUUUGUGGAUUCUCUCACUGGCCUGAAAGUGGACCUCUCUUUCGAUAACAGCAGUGGCCUCGCAGCCAUUGAUACGUUCAAAGCUUGGAAGCAAGAAUAUCCAACUAUGCCUGUCAUAGCUUCUAUCAUCAAACAUUUUCUUUUGAUUCGAGGACUCAACGACGUGGCCACUGGCGGGCUGGGUGGUUUCUCAAUCAUAUGUUUGGUCACAAGCAUACUACAGCAUUCACCCCGUGGUGUUGGAGAACCAAACCUGGGCUCAAUUCUCAUUGACUUUUUUCAACUGUACGGCUCCAGGUUUGAUGCAGGCGCCGUCGGCAUACAGUUUGAUCCCCCAGGUUAUUUCUACAAGACCGUACGUGGCAUAUACAACGCAAACAAGGGAACUAGGCUGUCAAUAAUAGACCCCAAUAACCCGGAUAAUGAUAUCUCGGGUGGAACCAAGGAGAUUCCACUUAUCUUCCGAUCAUUCUCUGAUGCAUACCAAUCGCUCAGGGAGGGCAUGUAUACCGCCUCAUGUCGGCCAUGUCUCUCCCGAAGCAGCCUGCUUGAGGAAAUAAUAGGUGGGAACUAUGAUGCAUAUGAGGAGCAGAGAAAGCAUCUGCGUGAUUUCUUCCUUAGUGACCGCAGGUUUGCUGGAUAUCAUGGCACUGUCGGGUUGGGCAGUCCACCGCCACCUCCUCCUCCACUGUCCUCCCCUUCUCCUCCGCCUCCACCACCACAUGCUUGA